Molecule: messenger RNA, 2652 nt
Organism: Liolophura sinensis
Lineage: Eukaryota; Metazoa; Mollusca; Polyplacophora; Chitonida; Chitonidae
Product: prestin-like
Exons: 3
Coding region: 177-2291 (704 amino acids)
Biological process (GO): transmembrane transport
Cellular component (GO): membrane
Source: RefSeq, a predicted model, not a curated record
UUCUAAUGGGAGAUAUGAGGACAUCUGGGGUCCCUAAACACAGUUUGUAUUGAACUAAAAAGCCGUUACUGACCUAGAAGUGACGUGUGAAGCUCAAUUAUCACAUGUAGAACAGGAGGAUAGUUGAAGCAAACAGAACUCCUGAACACGAAGAACAAUACAUAAGGGCUGUCAUCAUGGUUAAAAAGCAACUGGUGAUCUCACGACGGGUCUACCAGCAGGAAGAUUUUGACAAGCUUUACCCGGACGAAAUCAAACAGCAGAUGACUGUCCCGGACAGGAUCCGAGCUCAGUGUUACUGUUCUAAGACCAGGCUGUGGAAGUUUUUUACCACAAUCUUGCCUAUCAUUGGCGUGGUCAGGAAGUACAGGCUGAGGGAGUACAUUGUGGGAGAUAUUCUGGCCGGACUGACUGUAGCCAUCAUGCACAUUCCCCAGGGCAUGGGCUUCGGAAUCCUGGCUUCCCUCAAACCCAUCUACGGUCUGUACACAUCCUUCUGGCCAGUGCUCUUUUACAUGAUUUUUGGGACAAGCACUCACGUUUCCUUUGGAACAAACGCCGUAAUUUGUCUUCUGGUGGCAGCAAUAACAUCACGACAAAUGGAAACUUUCCAGUUCGACCUAGCCGGUUUUAAUUCCACUCUAUCAAAUGACACCGCAGACAUAGAUAGCCUGAUGGAAGCCGCAGGUCUGGAGUAUAGGGUAAGCAUCACAGCGGCUACAGCUUUCCUUGCCGGAGUUAUUCUUUUUGGCAUGGGUAUUUUGCGCCUUGGUUUUGUCACCCUUUACCUAUCGGAUUCCUUCAUAAGCGGCUUCACGACUGGUGCUGCAGUCCACAUCACCACCAGCCAGGUGCCCAAAAUGCUGGCGUUUGGUGUGGGAAGUAUUCAAGGAGCUGGCAAGAUUGUGCGUACAUAUAUUGCUAUCUUCCGCGACAUAACGAAGACAAACGUUGCUGAUCUCCUUAUAGCUGUUAUAUCCAUAAUUGUACUAGUGCUGGUAAAAGAGUGCAUCAACGAGCGCUUCAAAUCAAAGAUGAAAAUGCCCGUGCCAAUAGAUCUAAUCGUUGUCAUUAUUGGAACUAUUAUCUCUCAUUUUGGUAGACUCAGCGAAGUCUUUGGCGUUACCAUAGUCGGCCAGAUUCCUCCUGGUAUUCCUACACCAGCGGUACCUCCUUUGGACGAGGUUGGCAAUUUUGCUGUAGAUUCCUUUGUUAUUGCCAUUCUCAUAUUUGCCAUGACGAUCGCAAUGGCUAAAUUAAUGGCCAAGAAACACUCUUAUGAGAUUGACGACAAUCAGGAGUUGAUCGCUUACGGUCUGACUAAUGUUAUCAGUAGCUUUCUCUUGUGUUUCCCGUCGUGCGUGGCUCCACCCAGAACGAUGCUACAGAGCUCUAUGGGCGCCAGAACAACACUGUGUGGUGUCUUCACGGCAGCUCUCCUGUUCCUCGUCAUCAUGGCCAUUGGGCCUCUCUUUCAAUCACUUCCAGUUUCACUGCUCGCCGCCAUGAUCGUUGUUGCUAUGAAAGGACUUUUCAUGCAAGUUUUUGAUUUAAAACUUUAUUGGAAAGUAAAUAUUUUCGACCUGGUUUCGUGGCUUGGAACCUUCUUGGCAGUUGUCCUCAUCGAUAUUGACAUCGGUCUGGUUGUAGGAGUGGGACUGUCCGCCUUCACAGUGCUUAUACAGAGCCAGUUUGCCAAAGGCUAUCUGCUGGGAAAAGCUGCGGAAGAGGAUGUCUACGCCUCGGCGGAGAAGAAAGGCAUCAACAGCGUGCCAGGUGUGAGGGUGUUCAGAUUUGAGGCGUCUCUGUACUAUGCUACCGCAGAGAUAUUUAGAUCCCGCCUGUACAAGGCCACAAUAAAUCCCAAGAAAUUCAUGAAAGCAAGGGCGAAAGCGGAGAAGUUGAGUCUAACUUCCUGCGAAUCCAGCUCAAGUGAAGGGAACGCGAAAAAUGAAAACAGCAACAAUGGUAAAGCUAAUGCGGCGCAACUAGCUUCUGACGGCAUACACCACGUGGUCAUUGACUGCCAACCAUUUAGCUACAUUGACAUCGCUGGUAUAAAGAUGUUGCGUCAGGUGAUCACCGAGAUGAAGACUGCUGACGUCACAGUGUUCCUCUACGGGUGUUCUCUCAGGAUGAUGCGGGCCCUUGAGGGAGGGUCUUUCUUUGACGCCGUUCCCAAGGAUCAUGUUUUCCUGGACGUCUAUGACGCUGUCCAGGCUGUUCGGCUGAAUGAAUCAGACGAAGAGUCCGGAGAUGACGGUGACGAAAGUCAGAAUUUCAAGGUUUAAGCUAUAGUUUUUAUACUCAUAUGCAUUUGUGUUGUUAGUUUUGUAAGCUAUUUCCCGUAGAUGCGCAGUGUAUGAAGAUCAGUACAAAUAAAACGCAUCCUGUUAUAAAGUAAUCCAUAUCACGUAUUUACAUCUCACACUCGUAUAUAAUAAUAUAGUCUGGCCUAAUGCAAACAUGUAUGAAAGCCUGUACUGUUCCAGCAUUUAAUAACUCAGUAAUUGGAUAUCUGAAGUUACGACCUAAUUAGGCCUUAUUAUUUUUUUUUCAAUAAAUAAUUAAUACUGGAAGUUUUGCCAUUCAUGUGUUUUUAUUUGUAUUUUUAAAACACCGAGUAGAAUAAUGGGGAUCAUUUAUCCCGUA